UAUCGUGUCGGGGUUUAACUAUAAAUACCUUUGUCAAUGAAUAAGUUAAUCCCAUUUAGUAAAAUGGUUUCCCAAUUGACAAUAUUGUUGCUGAGUCUAAUGCUAAGAUUGUAUAUUUGUGAAGCCGGGCGAAAUUGGGAUUCUCAGCCGAUAUCGAUUAGCAGCAACAGUACAGAUGAAAACCUCCUGAAAAUGGAUCUGCAUCUUGAGCGCAAGGGUCGGGGUGAAUUUGGAUUUACAGGCACAGUUUAUUGGAAUUUCGAUGUCGACGAGAAGACCAUGGUAGAGAUGCUCAUUUAUCGCAGCACAACAGGCAGCGAGAGCGAUUACAAGUUGACUCCUUGGUCCAUACCGAAGCAGAAUUUUAUAGAAUAUCUGGACACCUUUUACAAGGAUAUUAUUCUCAAGAACUUUAAGGAUUGCUCAGAUUUGCCUGAUUUCGGGGAUAAAUAUGUACCUCCUUUUCCGCAAAAGAACUACACAAUUAACGCUUGUAAGGUUCAGGGUGAUGGCUUACCGGACGUUGUCCCCGAAGGCUUCUAUAAAAUGGUGGCACAAGUUGAGAAUCCCAUGAUGGUAUACAUAUCAGUUGUUUUAAAAAUAACAACAAAAUAUUAUUGAACUUUGUAGUUUGCU
Molecule: messenger RNA, 636 nt
Organism: Drosophila willistoni
Lineage: Eukaryota; Metazoa; Arthropoda; Insecta; Diptera; Drosophilidae
Exons: 3
Coding region: 37-621 (194 amino acids)
Source: RefSeq, a predicted model, not a curated record